Molecule: messenger RNA, 3072 nt
Organism: Doryrhamphus excisus (bluestripe pipefish)
Lineage: Eukaryota; Metazoa; Chordata; Actinopteri; Syngnathiformes; Syngnathidae
Source: RefSeq, a predicted model, not a curated record
AAGCCGAGCAUGAUUUAUCACAAAUGGGUCCAAGCGGAACACUAAUUAGGGAGUUCAAAACAAACCUUAAAGCCACUCAAAUAUUAAUGGAGGUGUUAAAGCGGAAUCCCAUUUACGUCCUUCCUGGGUCAAGAAGGACCAAACAUGGCUGGAAAGACCAUUAUUCAAAUGAGAGUAGAGACGUAAUAGAAGCAUUAUCUUCAUUUGCAGACACGGAAAUGCAGCCUGCAUCUACACUUACCCAAAAAGCCUCUCUCAGAACCUUAAUAAGAGGGUCUAAAUGACAACAAACCAGCAGGAAGCAGGAACACACCAUGCCAUCAUUAGUGCACAGACAGGAAGUAAAUAAAGUUAGUGUUUCUUCCUUUCAGCCUGAAUCUCUAAGAACUCAUCAGAAGUCUUUACAUGUAGCUUUUCACUUGACUGGGAAUCCUAAAAGAACUGCUACCAACAUGUCCAAUCCUCCGACCGAAACCCGUGUCAAGGUGAGCAACCGGGGCCGCACCGGUGCUCCGGUCGCCAACGACAACUCUGACGAAUCUGACAUCCCCGAGUUUGAGCUUUUUGGCGCGGUCGGACCAAGAGGACUUCCACCUUUGACGGAGUUCCUGGACGUCUGGGAUGUGGACAUGAUGAGGAAACCAGACGACACCAACAAGGUUCUCCACCACACGGCCUUGUACCAGUCCGACUUUCUCAUCGUGCGCAGAGGCCAAGAGUUCCAGCUGAAGAUCACUUUUAACCGUCCCUACGACGCAUCCAAGGACAAGUUCGCUGUGGAGUUUGUCAUCGGCGCCAGUCCUCAGUACAGCAAGAACACCUACAUCCCCGUCUUCCCAACCGAUGAGCGCCAGACUUCCUGGCAGGGCCGCAUCAUCCAGACGUCCAACAACAUCCUCACCAUGGGCAUUGUGCCCGCCGCCACCUGCAUCGUGGGCAAGUACCACAUGUAUGUCGCCGUGGUGACGCCCUACGGUAUCCGCAGGACCAAGCGGGAUAAAAGCCGUGACAUCUACGUCCUCUUCAACCCCUGGGCGGCGGCCGAUGCCGUGUUUCUGGAUGACGACGCCGAGAGGGAGGAGUGCGUGUUGACGGAGACAGGAAUCAUCUACCAUGGUGCCCAUGAUGACAUCUCUGAGAAGAACUGGAACUAUGGACAGUUUAACUUCGGCAUCCUCGAUGCAUGCCUGUACAUAUUGGACAGGUCUGAGAUGCCCAUUAGUAACCGAGGAGAUGCCAUCAAGGUGGUCAGAAAGGCCUCCGCCAUGAUGAACUCUUACGAUGACAACGGCGUGCUGGUCGGGAACUGGAGUGGCGACUACACAUACGGGGUGGCGCCCACCGCAUGGACGGGCAGCACAGAGAUCCUCCUCAGCUACGCCAGCAGCAAGACGCCCAUCUGCUACGCCCAAUGCUGGGUCUUUGCUGCCGUCCUCAACAGCUUCUUGCGCUGCCUGGGGAUUCCAUCCCGAGUCAUCACCAACUUCGUCUCCGCCCAUGACAACGAUGGAAACCUGAAGACGGAUGUCAUCCUGGAUGAAAACGGUCGCAUAGAUCGCAGCCGCACGAGGGACUCCAUCUGGAACUAUCACUGCUGGAACGAAUGCUACAUGUCCAGACCGGACCUCCCAGCUGGCUUUGGGGGCUGGCAGGUUGUGGAUGCGACACCACAGGAGACCAGUGAUGGCUUUUACAGAUGCGGGCCAGCAUCAGUCCACGCCAUUAAACACGGGUUCAUCUGCUACCCCUUUGAUGCGCCCUUCAUAUUUGCUGAGGUGAACAGCGACAUGGUGUUCUAUUCCCGGAGAAGAGACGGAAGCCUGGAAACAGUCCAGGUGAAGCGCUCCCAUAUCGGCCGCCUGGUUUUGACUAAAGCUGCUGGCACGCUGAGCCGCCGAGACAUCACUGAGCAGUACAAAUUCCCUGAAGGAAGCGCUGAGGAGCGCACGGUCCUGGAGAAAGCGGAGUUGUACAGCUGCAUAAGAGAGACAUCCAACCCCCCUACGGCUGACGUUGACCUGCUUCUGUCAAACAUGGAGGUCAGCCUGGGCGACGACUUCCAGUUGACUCUGAAGUUCGUCAAUCGCAGCAACCAUCGCCGCACGGUGGAAGCGUACGUCAGCGGCAGCGUGGUCUACUACACGGGUGUCACCAGCUCAGAGUUCUUGUUCACCACCCCCACCAUCAAGAUUGGGCCGGGCAAGACUGUGACGGAGACUGUGAAAGUGGAGGCCAAGAAGUACAUGAAGCUGCUGGUGGAGCAGUCCAACUUGCACUUCAUCGUCACGGGGAAAGUCACCGAGACGGGCCACAUCGUCACCGGCAUGAAAGUGGUCCGCCUGCAUAAUCCCAAACUCAGCGUCAAGGUGUCAGGUCCCGCUAAGGUGAACGAGGAGAUGAUGGCGAUGGUGGAGUUUACCAACCCCUUCACCACCAACCUGGAGGAUGUCACCAUCCGCAUGGAAGGAUCUGGAAUCAUGCUGCCCAAGUCAAAGUUCUACAGUCUCAUCACAGGAGGCUCCUCCCUCACCUGGAGUGAGUUCUUCACCCCGCAGAGGGCGGGCACCAGUCAGCUGAUCGUCACGCUUGACUGUCCCGGUCUCAGGCAGGUCUAUGGCGAGGCCGCGGUCACUGUGAACGCCUGAGGAUGAUUGCAGAUUGCUUUAACUGCAUAUUCUAUUAAGUCACAUUCAUAUUAAUUACUAACAUCACUUUCAUAAUCAUCUAUAUCAGGGAUGUUCCCUGGGAUGUUCCCAGGGAUAAAAAGGAAAAGAUGCAAAAACAAAUCCAGCAUAUGUGAAUAUAUGAUUAGUUAUCAAAACAAAAAAUCCACUUCUUAGCUUUGCGUGUGACAAAGCAAAUUUGGUAAAAGUGGGUAUUAUGCAAUAAUAUAUUUCAUAAAUCCUAAAGUCAUCACAUUUUCACAAUAUCCUGACGGCCAAUAAAAAAGCUGCAGUAAGAAAAUGACACCCCAGUCACAAUUUCGGCAUCCCUGAUUUAUUCUGUAAUUCCCGCUUGCUUUUUCUCAUCGGUACACACGCAGCUCAGCCAAAUAAAUUAUUAAAAGCCUCA